Messenger RNA from Pocillopora verrucosa, 2459 nucleotides. Lineage: Eukaryota; Metazoa; Cnidaria; Anthozoa; Scleractinia; Pocilloporidae. The record is from RefSeq and is a predicted model, not a curated record.
AUGGCGCUCGGAGAAGACGACAAGGCUAAAGAGUAUCUUCAAAAAGCGCUCGACAUUACAACUGAAACUGGCGACAGAAAAAGAGAAGGAUCAUAUUAUGGAAAGCUAGGUAAUGUAUUUCAGUCCGUCGGGCAAUACGAUAAGGCUAAAGAGUAUAUCCAAAAAGCGCUUGACAUCACAACUGAAAUUGGCGACAGAGAAGGAGAAGGAACAUGUUAUGUAAACCUAGGUGGUGUGUUUUAUGGGCUCGGGCAAUUCGACAAGGCUAAAGAGUGUCUCCAAAAAGCGCUUGUCAUCGGAAGUGAUAUUGGUGAUAAGAAAGGGGAAGCAGAACGUCUUUUAAAUCUUGGAAUUGUGUCUAGAGCUGUUGGAGAUUAUGAAGCUUCAGAAGUAUGCUUUGAGAAAGCUUUAUCCAUUUCCAGAGAAAUUGGAGAUAGAAGAAAAGAGUUCGAAAUCCUUAAAGGUUACGCCUUUUUGUAUUUAUGUCAAAAAAGAAUCAAAGACUCCCUUUCGUGUCUUCAUCUGUGCAUUGAAAUGUACGAGGAGCUGAGAUAUUUCUUGGGCGACAAUGAUGAGUUCAAAACAUCAUUUCUGGAAGAGUUUGUAAUAUUUCCCUACAAGAUUCUUUGUACUCUGCUUUGUGGCUCUCGAAACACUCGUGAUGCUCUUUAUGUUGAGGAGUUGGGUCGAGCAAGAGGCCUAUCAGACUUGAUGGCAAAGAAGUACUCGGUUGAAACGCACAUCUCUACCAAUCCACGAUCUUGGUUUGGCAUUGAAAACAUUUUAGGAGAGAAAAAUGACUGUACUUGUCUGUACAUUUCUUAUUUUUACUAUGAUCUGUUUUUGUGGAUCUUGAAAUCAAGUGGAAUCCUUCACUGUAAAAUAAUAUCGCUAGAAGAGAAUCUCGUUCAGGCUGGGUUGCCCAAAGAUUUGCCUUUGAGUGAAUUCUUGGCUGAUAAUUUCCGGAGUCUUGGUAUUUUGCCCACUGAAGAUUGCGAAGAUCGGUCUUUAAAUAUGGCUAAAUUGCAACCUCUCUCUCCCGAACAAAAGAGCUCAGCAAGAAUGCGACUCAUGGAAGAGGACGAGGAAAAGAAAGUCAUUUCAAGUCUAUCUUUGUGUUACAAAUUGUUUAUUGCCCCCGUUUAUGAUUUGCUUGAGGAGCCUGAAGUCAUUAUUGUUCCUGACCCCAGGUUGUACAAAGUUCCUUUUGCAGCCCUGAGUGAAAAGGAGGGAGCCGAAUACCUGUCGGAGACUCAUAGGAUCCGUGUCAUUCCUUCUUUGACGACACUCAAAAUCAUUCAAGAUAGUCCAGAGGACUAUCACAGCAACACUGGUGCCUUGAUAAUAGGCAAUCCCAAGGUUGAUGGGCUGCCACCAUUGCCAGGUGCAAGAAAGGAAGCGGAGAUGGUCGGACGACUGGUGGGUGUUCCGCCUUUGGUAGAAGAGGAAGCAACGAAGCAGGCAGUACUUGAGCGGAUAAGUUCAGUGAGCCUGAUACAUUUUGCUGCCCAUGGUGACGCCGAAAGGGGAGAAAUUGCCCUCUCUCCCACUCCUAUUCCCAACAGUCAAAAUGCUAUCCCACCACAGGAAGCUUACAUGUUGACGAUGGCUGAUGUCUCGCGAGUGAAAGUCAGAGCUAAACUAGUGGUACUUAGCUGCUGUCACAGUGGAAGUGGAGAGAUAAAAGCCGAGGGAGUUAUAGGAAUUGCCCGUGCGUUCUUAGGAUCCGGUGCUCGCUCGGUGUUGGUUGCGCUGUGGGCCAUUUCAGACAAAGCAACAGAGCAGCUGAUGAGUCAGUUCUACGAACACCUAGUUAAAGGAGAAAGUGCUAGUGAAUCCCUUCAUCAGGCCAUGAGGUGGAUGAGGAAAAAAGGCUCUACCUAUGUGUCUGAGUGGGCUUCGUUUACGCUGAUUGGAGAUGAUGUGAGGCUCGAGUUUCACAAGCAGAGGAAAGAAGAUGAGAAUAGCUUGAAGUAAACAGACCUUAGAGACUUAGCUGGAUAAACAAAUAGAUGAAGUACAGCAAAUACUCUAUCGGUUAUUUCAUUGUGUAAUUAAAGAAGGGAAAUCUUCAAUUAAGCAUAUUAAUUUCAAUUUUUUGCGUUCUCUUUUCCGAUCUUCUCAGAAGGAGAUAUUGGUUACGUAUCCGAGAAUAUUUUUUUCGGCAUGAAAAUUAUCUUAUCCGGCCGAUAUAAUUAGCACGAAACAUUAUUGACUUAGGGCUCUUAAGCGAAGUGAAAUCAGGAAAGUUAAAAGAGUAGUUUAAGCAUCAAAAACGAGCCAGUCAAGUCUCACAGGUUUUUCUCUCAAAGCCUUUUGUUAUAGGUUUCGUUAACAGAAUCUUAAAUUUUUGAUGUAAAUCUCAACAGAAACCUUUUCUUUUGGUCAGUUCUAGUACAACUUCUAAGUGCUUUAAAGCUGAGGAAUAAAAUAUAAGGAUUUCAAAUAGAACCAUGGAA